This is a messenger RNA of Penicilliopsis zonata CBS 506.65, 1782 nucleotides long. RefSeq lists its product as hypothetical. Gene Ontology annotation, biological process: mitotic sister chromatid cohesion; synaptonemal complex assembly; replication-born double-strand break repair via sister chromatid exchange. Bases 1 to 1782 code for a protein of 593 amino acids. Gene Ontology annotation, cellular component: synaptonemal complex; cohesin complex. Lineage: Eukaryota; Fungi; Ascomycota; Eurotiomycetes; Eurotiales; Aspergillaceae. The transcript is spliced from 2 exons. The record is from RefSeq and is a predicted model, not a curated record. Gene Ontology annotation, molecular function: protein binding; chromatin binding.
AUGUUUUAUUCGGAGACUCUCCUGUCGAAGACAGGCCCGCUGGCUCGCGUCUGGCUGUCCGCCAAUCUGGAGCGGAAACUGUCCAAGUCUCACAUCUUGCAGUCGGAUAUUGAGAGCAGUGUUAGCGCGAUCGUGGAUCAGGGCCAGGCACCGAUGGCCUUACGGCUGAGUGGUCAACUUUUGCUGGGUGUGGUCCGUAUCUAUAGCCGCAAGGCUCGCUAUCUGUUAGAUGACUGCAAUGAAGCUUUAAUGAAGAUCAAGAUGGCUUUCCGGUUGACAAACAACAAUGAUCUGGCGUCCACUGUUGUGGCCCCGGGUGGCAUCACGCUGCCGGACGUAUUGACGGAAUCGGACCUUUUUAUGAACCUGGAUGCUGCUCUUCUCUUACCCCAAACGCUUAAUCUGGAGUCAGACGGCAAGCGUCCUGGAUCCUCUAUGGACUUUGGAAGCCAGCUGCUCCCUGAUAGCAGCUUCCGCCGUUCUGUCUCCCAAGAACCUGCCCGCUUGGAAGACCACACUCUUGUCGACCUGGACUUGGGCGAGGACGAAACCCCUCUGGGCCAUGACUUCAGCAUGGAAGUUGGUCGAGAUGCCCCUGCUCCUCGCCCUGUGGAGGAAGAUCUAUUCAGUGAUAGCGGAAAAUUCAACGACGUUGACUUGCCUUUGGAUCUUGGAGAUGAUGAUGCCCCGUUGGACAAGAUGGACCUCGGUGGAGAUGGCCUUCACGACAACUUGGACAACUUUCUGCAGAAUGAAGAUGGAAUGGAUCUCGGUCCCGACGGCGAACUGGAUGUGCACACUUCUGGCGCCCGAGGGCCCGAACGUGAACGUGACUCGCUCUCACCCCUGUCUGACCAUGGCGAAGAAGUCAACCAAUACGAUGACACUAUCUUCCAGGAAGAAGAGGCCGAGCAAGCUGGAGAUGACGAAGAGGUGGCCGCUGCUCAACACGACCAACGUGCCAAGCGCCGCAAGCUUAUCGAAGCCGACACGGACAUUAUGCUCAAGACCCACCAGAUCCGCGAACAGCAGGCGGACAGGUCUGAAAUUUUGGUUCCGGUGUCUUUCCUCCCUCGUGACCCGGUCUUGCUUACUCUGAUGAACCAACAGAAGAACGGAGACUUUGUUUCCAGCGUGCUGGGCGAAGGCCGAGGACGUGGCUGGGCUCCCGAACUUCGUGCGCUCCUCUCGUUUGACUCGGUGAAGAAGGCCGGUGAACUGAAGAGAAAGCGUGAUAGUGGCAUUGCGGAUAUGGAUGUGGAGGAAGCUCUGGUACCUCGUCUUGAGCUUGGUGAAGAAGGAGAAGAAGAAGGCUUGGUCCCGACAGACGAAGGCGUUUAUGUCGACACGACUAUCAACCAACCGGACGAGAUCGAGUUCCCCGGCGACGAAGGAGAUCAAAUCCUGCACGGCAGCGACGACGAAGGGAUGCCCCAGGCUGCGGAGGACUACGAUGAGACGACGAUCGUGCAUGCGGCCGACAGUGGGCCUGUCUCGAUUGGCACCAAGCACGCGGUGCACAUACUGCGUGAGCGGCUCGGAGACGAGCAGAACACCAAGACGAGUGUCCUGUUCCAGGACCUUCUCCCCGAGAAGCGAUCGACCAAGGCCGACGCGACCAAGAUGUUCUUCGAAGUUCUCGUCCUUGCGACCAAGGAUGCAGUCAAGGUUGAGCAGAAGCCCAAGACGAUCGGCGGCCCGCUGGCGAUCCGGGGCAAGCCGGCUCUUUGGGGUUCUUGGGCGGAGGAGGUGUCGAGCCAGCCCGCCGCGCCGACAGCCUAA